Molecule: messenger RNA, 432 nt
Organism: Lathyrus oleraceus (garden pea)
Lineage: Eukaryota; Viridiplantae; Streptophyta; Magnoliopsida; Fabales; Fabaceae
Exons: 1
Coding region: 1-432 (143 amino acids)
Source: RefSeq, a predicted model, not a curated record
AUGCCAAACUACUCCAAGUUCAUAAAGGAUGUGCUCACCAAAAGAAAAAGAGUAAGUGAAUUUGCUACAGUUGCUUUAACACAAGAAUGUAGUCAGCUUGUGCAAGGAAUACUUCCACAAAAGCUGAAGGGUCCUGGAAGUUUUACGAUUUUAUGCACUAUUGGAGAGUCAUUAUGUGGCAGGGCUCUAUGCGACCUUGGUGCAAGUAUAAAUUUGAUGCCUUUAUCUCUCUUUAAGAAGCUGGGUAUAGGUGCUGCUAGACCAACAACCAUGACACUUCAGUUAGCUGACAAGAGCAUCUGCUAUCCACAAGGAAAACUUGAAGAUGUACUAGUGGGGGUUGACAAAUUCGUGUUUCCCUCCGAUUUCAUCAUAAUGGAUUUUAAUGAUGAUGAGGAUACUCCUAUUCUUUUAGGAAGACCAUUUCAAUGA